Molecule: messenger RNA, 1968 nt
Organism: Linepithema humile (Argentine ant)
Lineage: Eukaryota; Metazoa; Arthropoda; Insecta; Hymenoptera; Formicidae
Gene: Sil1
Product: Sil1 nucleotide exchange factor
Source: RefSeq, a predicted model, not a curated record
GUCGGACUCUGGUGGCGAUGCACGUAACUGUCAUCGGCACAUUGGACCACAUUGACACAAUAAAUAACGGACGCAACACGUGAAUAACGUUCGAGUCCAGUGAAUAAUGUCAUGCAGAACUGCGUUCUGAAAAUUUUUCGUCGCAGUUUCGUCAGCUGAUGAUAGACGGUCGCGAGAUUUACACGCUUUUGUAAAAAGUCGUUCGUGCUUUCGAGAAAAAUCGCAACCGCACGUUCGCUACGGUACACAACGACGUGUCUGUCAGAAUGCGUGCCGACACGUAUAUUCUGCUCAUCUAUUUGUCGUUUGCGAUUUCCGGCGACGCCGAAAAAAAUGAGAGCACCUUCGUGGCGACGCACGAGUGGCAAACUGUGAAGAAAGGAACUCCUAUCCCUAAAGGGCUUCAUGUAAGGCAUAACUUUGCAACUGGAAUGACAGAAGCUAAAUUAAUGGAUGAUGCUGAAGAAGUAAAAGAUGUUGAUGAAAGUGCAAAUCAAUCAAAUUCCAAGUCGCUAACAUUACAUCCUGAUAAAUCAGUGUUAGAAAAUAAAGAAGCAGAUCCUGUAAAAAUAAAAAAGGAUUCUGAAUCGUUAAAGUUUCCUAUUGAUGAGUUGAAAGCAAGAUUAAAAAAACUUAAACAAGAAGAAACAGUAGAUAUAUCACAUUUGCAUAAUGGAGAACCACGACCAAAAAUUGUAAAACACUUUAAAAAUUUUUAUGAAACUUUGAAAGAGGAACUUAAUGCUCUCAAAAUUAAUGUUACGAGCGACUCAGAAUUAUUAAAGGAAUUUUUCCAAAAAUUUCAAUCUUAUAAAAAUAGUGUCACUGCAGGGACAUUAACUAGCAUAGAGGUUGAAGAAGUUCUGGAUAUUUUGAACAAUUUAGAGUAUCUUCUUCAUCAAAUCGAUAAUGCUAAAGUAUUUUCAGACAUGGAUGGACUGACCAAAAUUAUAUCACCAUGUCUCAAUGGAACGAAUAAUGAGAUAAAAUCAGAAGCGUUACGCCUUCUGGGAGCAGCUGCCCAAUCGAAUCCGAAAGUGCAAGCUAAGGCAUUGGAAAAUGAUUUUAUACAAAAAGUAUUGCACGUUUUAUCUACAAGUAGUAGAAUUGAAGUAAGAUCCAGAUGUCUCUUCGCUUUAAGUGCCAUAAUACGUCAGUUCCCUGCUGCGCAAAAAGCGUGGAUCGAUCAUGGCGGCUUGCAAUUAUUUGGAAAAAUUCUAUACGAUGAUCAGUUACAGAUACAAAUGAAAGCAAUGAAACUGAUUAACGAUCUAACAAUUGAAAGACAAAAUCUGCAAGAGAUUUACGAUACUGAACAGCGUCAACAAAAAAUGAGGGAGUAUGCGAUUACAGAUUUUGAGCAAAGAUUACUGAGGCACGAUUAUUGUAAACUUUUAAGCAACUUAAUGGUUAAGUGCUUUAAAGAAAAGCUAAAUGGCCAAUUUAGUAUAGAAAAUACCGAUUUUCUUGAAGUAAUUUCAGAUAGUAUGAUCACGAUUUCUCCUGUUUGUAGAACUGAAUUUAACAAUAUUAAGUUUUCGCUUCUACCUGUUAUAGAUAAUCUGUUACACUUUUAUCAGAAUCCAAAUAUUAAGCUUACUGUCGACGAAACUGAUGUUUUGAAAAGUUUGAUAUUAUUGAUUGAAACGUUAAAAAUUGCUAUUUUUCAAACCCCUCAUGAUGAACUGUGAAUAUAUUCUGAAUUAACAUUUAAGAUAAAAGAUUAAAAAGGUACGAAAGUAUCAGACUAUAAAUUGAAUUCCAGCCGUAUGUCAACAGAUAUAAGAGUGCAAUCAUGUGCAAUAGUGUCACUUGUAUUAGCAUAGGGCUUUCUCAAUGCACAUUUGUUUGAAUUAAUAGUAAAAAAUUUUACGAAAAAGAAAAAGUUGGUCAUUGUAAUAGUUUUGAGAAACGAAUAUUAUCUGCGGAUAAACAUUUAGCUAUAAUUUAUAAAUAUUAAGAAAAUUC